UGCAUUCAAAGAAUGAGAAGAACACCUCCAUUGGAUGAAUUGCAGCCACCACCAUAUCAGGAUGACAGUGGCUCUCCACAUCUCUCAUGUACACCUUCAGAAAUUGGUGACAGUAAAUGUGAAUUUUCUCACUGUAGCAACAGCCCAAGAUGUUCAUACAAUAAGUGCCCAAGCGAAGGAAGUACAGGACAUGAAAUAGAAAGUUUUCAUAAUAAAGGCUAUGAAGAGGAUGUGCCCAGUGACAGUACUGCUGUUCUUAGCCCAGAAGUAACUCAAGGAUCAUCUUCACAACUUCCUAAACCUUUUGAUCCUGAGCCAGAAGCUAAAUAUGGCACCCUGGAUGUGACUUUUGACUAUGACUCACAAGAACAGAAGCUCCUAGUAACAGUGACAGCUGUCACAGACAUCCCAACAUACAACAGGACCGGCAGCAACUGCUGGCAGGUGCACCUUGUUCUUCUGCCCAUAAAGAAGCAGAGAGCCAAGACAAGCGUCCAGCGAGGGCCAUGUCCUGUCUUCACAGAAACAUUCAAGUUUAACCAUGUUGAAUCUGAGAUGAUUGGAAAUUAUGCAGUUCGCUUUAGACUCUAUGGUGUACGUCGCAUGAAAAAAGAAAAGAUUGUGGGUGAAAAAAUUUUUUAUUUAACAAAAUUGAAUCUUCAAGGGAAGAUGUCAUUACCUGUGAUUUUGGAGCCUUCUUACAGUCUUUCCGGCUGUGGCUCCCAGAUGAGCAUGUCAGAAAUGUCCUGUAGUGAAAGUACCUCCUCUUGUCAGUCUCUAGAACAUGGCUCAACUCCAGAAAUCCUCAUUGGCCUGCUUUAUAAUGCCACAACUGGCAGAUUAUCAGCAGAAGUCAUAAAAGGCAGCCACUUCAAAAACUUGGCAGCAAACAGACCACCCAAUACAUAUGUUAAGUUAACUCUUCUGAAUUCCAUGGGUCAAGAGAUGUCCAAAUGCAAGACAUCCAUUCGCAGAGGGCAGCCAAAUCCCAUAUACAAGGAAACUUUUGUCUUUCAAGUGGCACUGUUUCAGCUUUCAGAUGUGACCCUUAUACUGUCCGUGUAUAACAAACGCAGCAUGAAACGAAAAGAGAUGAUAGGCUGGAUUUCUCUAGGUCUCAACAGCUCAGGAGAAGAAGAGCUCAAUCACUGGACUGAAAUGAAGGAAUCCAAAGGACAACAAGUAUGUAGAUGGCACUCAUUAUUAGAGUCAUGAUGGACAGAGCCACAGGCAAUUACAACUCAAUAUAGCCUCAUUUCUGGCUCCAAAAAGAUUGUUUUUACUUAGCCACUACCAGGAGAGCAGUUCACAGAAGUUUCAGAUUCAACAUUCCACCUUAAAACAUGCACUAAGUGCUAUGGAACAGAACAGCUAAUACGACAUCUUUUCAUUGACUUUAUCUCUGGUGGAAAUUAUUAUGGAAUAUGAGAAACUUAUAUGAUUGUG
Molecule: messenger RNA, 1446 nt
Organism: Antechinus flavipes (yellow-footed antechinus)
Lineage: Eukaryota; Metazoa; Chordata; Mammalia; Dasyuromorphia; Dasyuridae
Gene: SYT14
Product: synaptotagmin 14
Exons: 4
Coding region: 13-1215 (400 amino acids)
Source: RefSeq, a predicted model, not a curated record